Messenger RNA from Myiozetetes cayanensis, 696 nucleotides. Its product is annotated as natriuretic peptides A. Gene Ontology annotation, cellular component: nucleus; cytoplasm; extracellular region. The coding region runs from base 199 to 696 and encodes 165 amino acids. NCBI's taxonomy places the organism in Eukaryota, Metazoa, Chordata, Aves, Passeriformes, Tyrannidae. The transcript is spliced from 2 exons. Gene Ontology annotation, biological process: neuropeptide signaling pathway; cGMP biosynthetic process; receptor guanylyl cyclase signaling pathway. Gene Ontology annotation, molecular function: hormone receptor binding; hormone activity. The record is from RefSeq and is a predicted model, not a curated record.
CAGAGCUGCGUGCCUGCAGAGGGACUGGAAUGUGCCCAAGAUAAACCCCCUGAUAACCCAGGAAGCAGAGAUCACACCCAAAGAGUAUAAAAGACGAGAGCUUCGGAAGAGAGAGGACAGGACAAGGAAGAGAGAGACCUGAAGGGACAUCUCAGAAGGCACAGCUCGAACUUCGCUAUUCCCAACGAGCUCGGCGCCAUGGACACUAAAGGCUCACUUUCCUGUGGCUUCCUCUUGCUGCUGCUCAUCCAGCUCCAGUCCAGCAGAGCCAACCCCAUCUACAGCCUCAGCCCUGCCAAAGAACUGGCCAGCAUGGAGGCUCUGCUGGAGAGGCUGGAGGAUAAGUUUGCCAUGAUUGAAGCCCUGGAGUCCAACCCUGACCUGCAAGAACCCAAAGCCCAGGAGGAGAUCCGCCCGGAACUCGGCGACGACAGCGAGGACCAGAAGGCUGAGCCCAGGCUGGCACCCAACACCCCCCUGUCCUACAGGGAGCCCUUCCUCAAGAGGCUGAGGGGGCUGCAGAUGCCCAGGAUGGUGAGAGAUUCCGGGUGCUUCGGGAGGAGGAUCGACAGGAUCGGCUCCCUCAGCGGGAUGGGCUGCAAUGGUGAGUCCUGCCCGGGCCACUUCACUGUGCUUGUGCCACCCUUUAAACCUUUAAGAAGACACAGUUUGAGAAAGGAGUUAAUUUUAGCCUAG